This is a messenger RNA of Papaver somniferum (opium poppy), 426 nucleotides long. RefSeq lists its product as uncharacterized. Bases 1 to 426 code for a protein of 141 amino acids. The record is from RefSeq and is a predicted model, not a curated record. The transcript has a single exon. NCBI's taxonomy places the organism in Eukaryota, Viridiplantae, Streptophyta, Magnoliopsida, Ranunculales, Papaveraceae.
AUGCUUUUGCAUCGCGGUGUUCAUCUAGAUACUACGGCUUGUCCUCUUUGUAAUGAAGUCUUGGAGACAUCUGGUCAUUUGAUGUUGCAUUGUUCUUUCACUUUCAAACUAUGGGAUUACUUCUUAUCUUCGAUGUGCAUACCCUGGACUUUGCCUGGCACUGUCUUGCAAUUGUUAGCAGCAUGGGACAAUAACGUUUUAACUGGUAAGUGUAAAGAGAUUUGGAAAAUGCUUCAUUUUGCUAUCGUAUGGAAUGUGUGGAAUGAACGUAACCUUAGAGUUUUUGGUGGAAGACCUAAAGAUGUCGAAGAAGUCAUUGAUCUUGUUAAGCAGUCUCUGAUCCUUUGGAGCUGUGAUUCGAAUACGUUUCAGGGAGUUGAUAGCAGCCAGGUUAUACACAAUUGGGAAGCUGUAAUUCAUAAUUAG